AUGAAAUUGGUGAUACGAGUUUCAGACCUAGUUGCAGUAGUUUUUCAUUAAGAACUGAGUGAGGAACUGUAGGACUCACAUUUGAUAUCACUAGACGGUCUGAAGGAGAAACUAAUCUCCGUCCUCUGAAGAUCUCACCAUUUACCUCUAUUUGUCCAUGAUUCUCUAAAAAGGUGUCUACUAACUGUUUAGUUGCUAAAUAUAUACAUAUUCUGUUGUUGGAAAUUCUGGAACAGAACAAUAUAUUUUUCGGGUUGACGAUUGGACCAAGCUUAAGUAGGUAGUCUUGUAGCUUAGCUCCAUCAGAAGAAUUAAAUAUAAUCGCUUGAUCCUUGUUUGGGUACUUGACUGUGUUUUGAGUAAGUACGUUUGAGUAGGACUGAGCUGUUGUGUUUCUUUCAGAUGAGUUUUGGUUAUUAACAGAUGACAUUAUGGUAUAGUGAAAUAAACUCCAGGUAGAUGCCGUAUCAUUUCUCGAUACGGUCCUGCUUAUCCGCAAAUAUUUGUUGUGUUUGGGAUUACCUGUGCUAGCGCACGCCGGAGAUAUCGUAAGUAAUUAUUUCAGAUUCUGAUCUUAUUUAUCGCAUAAACAAUAAACAAACUACAAAUAUUGCUAUUGAAAGUACCACCGAUUAGUUAUGUACCACCAUCUGAUCCAUCAGUUGACUUCAUCAUAUUUUGAAUUUGCGACUGCUGGGAUGUAACAACUUACCGGACAGCCCAAAAAACCAUACAAGUCAAAACAAAUCGUCAGAGCCAAUUCGCGUAUCGAGGCCUCCCAGCUAAUAUUCAGUAUUUAGGUAUUCAGUUUAAAUAUGUGCUAUCAUAGUAGGUCGUUCCUAAAAUAUGCUCAUUAUAUACAUCGACACUGUACAUAUUGUAUACAUUGCAUAAAAUAUAUACAUUGUACACGUUGUAUUCGUUGCAUACGUUGUAUACGCUGUAUACGUUGUAUACCUUGUAUACGUUUCAUACGUUGUAUACGUUGCAUACGUUGCAUAUGGUGCAUACGGUGAAUACGGUGCAUACGGUGCAUACGUUGCAUACGUUGCAUACGUUGCAUACGUUGCUUGCGUUGCAUACGUUGCAUACGGUGUAUACUUUGUAUUCUUUGUAUUCUUUGUAUUCUUUGUAUUCUUUGUAUACUUUGUAUUCUUUGUAUUCUUUGUAUACUUUGUAUACUUUGUAUACUUUGUAUACUUUGUAUACUUUGUAUACUUUGUAUACUUUGUAUACUUUGUAUACUUUAUAUACUUCGUAUACUUCGUAUACUUUGUAUACUUUGUAUACUUCGUAUACUUCGUAUACUUUGUAUACUUCGUUUACUUUGAGGCCCGUCUUACACUAAUCGAUAAUAUUUCGCUAGUUUGAGAGGCAUCUCAACCCACCAAAUUCAUUAGACUUAAUACUUCGCUACUACUAAGAUGCCUUCUCAUUACUGAUCGGGCCUAAGAUUCUAUGAUUUUGUGUGAUCCUUAUCAUGGCGGAGCGACCCGUGUAAAUUGCUACAUCUUGGUAGAUUCAUAACGGUUUAACGUUUGAUGAAACUCUGCUUGCGGACUCAGUAAAGUUUAUAUCUAUCCCUUAGUAUUCUUUUUAGCAUAAAUAGUGAUAGUGAUCCGAUUACCCGUUUUAGGAUAAAAGAAUACUUAGUGGAUGGACCUUGAAAGUUAACUUAUGUCAUCGUACAUUAUUGUAUUGUUGUGAAAAGUAUUUUCGUUACUACAAAUGAAUUUGUUAAUGUAUGUAUAUAACGUGUGAUGCACUCCGUGACAAAACUGUAACAUAGCUUAGGCUUAGUACAAUAUAUUUCCCACUUGCCCAUUAUAUUGUAUAGUGUUAGAAUCAUAUCCAGAACUAGUAGCAACGGAACAAUCGCAUUCCGUUUCAUUACAACGUUUUUUAUACUUGAACCAGCACAAAUGUCUAAAGCCUAAAUACCGGUGCAUGUGGCAUGCAAACAUACUGGUCCCAUCGCGUGGUACUUCUGCGUUCGACAGUCAGAGACCAUCUACCAUCUACGGACACGUCAAGAGAAAAAUUCGCCUAGGACGGGAAGUUUUUGUUUUAUUAUACAGGGUGUUUCAAAUUCCUCACCAUUGGGAUGUCGGAAAUUGUAAGAGAUAGGACGUCAUUUAAAUGGAGGCAAAGUUGCGUAUUUAGGUAAUCAACAAAAUGCCGCUUAGAAUGUUUCGGAAUUCAAAGUACUUCCGGAGGGAGACUGAAAAAACUGAAUUUUUCCAAAAUGAUUUGUAGUAGAAUUUCAAAAUGAAUUGCACAUAAACACUGUACAUUUUUGCGCAGCUGAAUAGAGUUUUAAAUCUGAUUUCAAAAUGUUUAAUACGUCUUUCAUUGUCAUUGCCAAACCUUGGUAAAAAGACAUUCCUAGGUAGGCCUUGAAAUUAGCGGAUUUCAUUUGUUUCGUAUACCAGACAUGGGGCUUGAUUCUAAGUGAGUUUAGACCAUUGAAAUUGAUUUCGAUGGCGCCUUGUGACGAUACACUUAAUUAGCUAUGAUAAUUUUGACACUGAUAAUUUGAAUAUAGAAGAUCAGAUGGCAAAAAUAUCUAGCGAAUCAAGUAUAUCGUCGCAAGUCGCCAUCGAAAUCGGUUUCAACGGUCGAAACUCAUUUAGAAUCAAGCCCCAGACCUCAAAUUGAACAUGACAACAGAGUUUGGAAGACUGAAAAAUAUAGUAAAUCGAGCAGUAAAUAAUGUACAGAGUAGAGUCAGGCUUUGCCUACAAAAUAAUGGACAACAUUUUGAACAUCUGCUAUGAUUUACCUCUGAUUAUUUAUCAUUAUUAUUACCAUUAAUUUUCAUAUUGGGUUUAUCAGCGCAAUUCUAAACUCAUCACCUGUCUGUUUGGUACCGUCGUCCAAACACUACGUAUGAUACGCGUAUGACAUUGUUUCAGCAUGACACGCUAUAGUGAGCAAAUACCUCCAGUGGAAAGUGUAUAUUAUGGAAUCAUCUACAGCAAAUUUAGUUGAUCGUUACAGUUUUGUCACGCCGAGCAAUCCAAGAACCACACUGGUACUCGAAUUCUUCUGAUAUAUGUAAUGUAUAUAACUGUUUGUUCGUGCUUCCAAAGUUAUGUUAUAAUCUAAUCUGCAUCAUCAUAUUUUAAUAAAGUUGUGUGAGUUACAAGUUACAGGGGAAAGUUGGGUAUAUUGUACCGGUUUGUAAAUUGUACCACCUGAUUAUUUACUGAAUUGUGGAUUUCUGACCAAAAGUUGUGAUUGGCGGUCGCUCGUAAAACUUGAAAUUUGAUGAUAUCUGUAAAACGUGUUCCACAGUAGGUAUUAUACACCGAGAAAGAAUUUUAAUUUAACCAAUCAAAAUUUGAAUUAGGCCAAUUAAAACAUUUAUGAGCUAACAAGUUUAAUUAGUUCAAUUAAACUCCGAUUUCUAAGACAUUUUACUUGAAUCUAAGAAACUAGUUUAAUUAAAUCAGAACGCAAUCGUUUAAUUAAAUCUAUCAAACCAUUUACUUAGAUUUAUUACCUCAAUUUAUUUAAAAUUAAUAAUCGAUUAAAAUGAGUUGAUAUGUGGAUCGAAAAAAAUUUGUUACAUCACCACGUACCGAUAUGAUGAUACGAUAAAAACUACGUAUUUCAAUGCUAAACAGCAAACUCGGCAAGUUUGCUUUUCAGAAUAGCGUAGAGUAGAGGUGGUUAUAGCUCAGGGUAUCACAAUAACCAUUCACAUCAUUGAAAUCUUCAUCGGUUCUUAUUAUUCUUAUAAGUAGGCCGUUUUUUUCAGUGAGGGGUUCAAUGUUGACUAGCAUUUCUUUUCUUAUCAAUUCAUGAUGAGCAAGUUGUUAUUUCAGAGCAAUCUUGAUUGCAAGUCGGAGUUAAUUCGUAUUAAUUCCACAUUUUCUUUGCUUUUUCUAUAAUAUUGCAUUGGCCAUUAAUGGUACUAUUGAGGCUUCUCUCGGUAUCAAAAACUUUGUCUUAAAAAUCGGUUGUUUUUUUUCUCAACCUAGUAUGUAUGUAUUCGUCUUCCUCUUUUGAUUGCUGUAUUAAUGUCUCAAUUUCAGCUUCAUAUUUUACAAGUUUUUCUUUAACUUCGGCUCUAAGGUUAUCUAGCUUAAAGUGAUAAAUCCUAUUUUCAUCGAAAACAUAAUUAAUCUUGUCCUCCUCAGCUUUUUCUGUUGUUUCGCAUGUUUCAGAGCAUACAUGAAAAAUCGAGAAACACCCGACACAUACGAUGCAGCAUCGAAAUUGGUUAGCCAUGUCCAAUUUGCUGAUUAUGAAUAUGAAUUCAUUAUCUUGAUUUUAGCCUGUUACGCCACUCUAAUGUUUGUCUACGCUUCCUUUACCAGACUGUGGUUAUAGCCCAGGCGACAGAGACAAAAUAGGUAUUUCGACAAAUACAUAAAAAGAUUCAGCCAGAUAUGCGUUGUUGUUUAUUAAUAAUGGGAAAACCUCAACAUUCAGUGUGUUGCUUGUAUAAUUUUCAAAUUAAAUUUCAUACAUAAUCGGUAAACUGGUUUAAUAGUUUAUGUAAAAAGCGAAUUGUUUACCCCAGAGACGAAUUAUUUAAACAACUGUUCUUGGCCAAGAUAUGUUCCUAGAACAUUUUACAAAAGUAAAAUGGACUGUUGAAAGUUACAACUUCAAGAAUUUAUGCAAAAAAUUAAUUACUUAUUUCAAAGUUGUUGUUAAGAAUGAUGCUAAAAAUAUGCAUUUUAAUAGUAGUUAUAAACAUCAACAAUAACCACUUUAUUUUUCAAUAUAAUUUAUUUGAACAAGUCGAUCUGGAUAGGUGGUUAAAAACCCACAUUUUAAAAAGUACUACCCAACAAAUUUACUGCUUUUUUCUACCGAAGCAGCCGCGGAUGCAAAAGUCGAGACACCGCGGCUGCUAUAAGGAUCCCAAAGAAAUUUUGUUAAUCCGAUUUUUGAACUGCCUAAGGUUAGUAGAACUGGGUGAAGCUUCCUCUUGUAGAUUGUUCCACAAUCUCGACACCCUCGGGUCAAAGGAGUGGUCGUAUUGGCCAGUUCUGGAUGUACGAAGUUUGCCACGAUUAUGAUGGGUAAAGCUUCCUUUUGUAGAUUGUUUUACAAUAUCGACACUCUCGGGACAAAGGAGCGUAUUGGCCAGUUCUGGUACUACUGGCAACGUUAUUUGACAUUUUUAAAAUGCAACAUUUUAUGGUCUACACAGUUCCAUUAUUCCACUUAAAUGAACACUAUUUUAUUAAAGAUAUUAUUAAAAAUAUUAGGAGGCGAUAUAAAUACUUCCGUUUCCUUAAAAUACUUUUUUCACUAUCAAGUUUUUUUUUGUGCAUUUUUAUAAAAACGUAAAGUAUGCCAAAUGGUACAAAUUACCCAACUUUAAGUAACAACGAAAAUAUUUUUAUGAUCUUGAAUGCCUCAACAAACUUUUUUUGGUCACAACUAAAUACAAUGAGGAAAACUAAAAGAUGUUUCUCAAUUUUCACUUUGCGAUCACAGUUUUGUCACGUGUCGUCAAUUAUAUGGAGGAUGCGGAUAUUCUUAUUUUUUGCAUGCGUAACUUGGAAAUACGUAGGAGGUACCGAAUCGGUAUACUUCUAAAAAUGUUUCCAGAGCGUUCAAUUCUAAAUUAAUGAGUAAUUUGUGAAACGUAGAAUAAUGAAAUUGUGUGCUUCUUCUAUAACUCUCGUAAUUGUUUGGGACGUUUAGGGUCGUAUCGUCAGUCGUUCUUACAAUUGUAUGGCCUCCUUGAUUUUCAUAGUUUUCUACUGCUCCGUGUCAGCGCUCUACCUUGCAGUUAUGUCACAAAUAUCUAUUUACAUCAAAUUGUUCAUGCUUUUGAUUUACAUCAAAUGUUCCAUCAACCUGAACUUUCCUACAAUUCAAAAAGAAUACAUAAUUUUACAACAGGAGAGCGCUGACGCUGACACGGAACAGUAGAAAUGUAGAAAUACCCCAUCGUUUCUUAAGGAGAGAAAAGACUAUGAAAGUCAAAGAGGUCAUAAAGGCAACCACAAUUGUAGGUACGACUGACGAUACGGCUCCAAGGUACUCAUUUAUUUUUAAUGGGAUAGACAAAGUGACAUAAAAACCGAUGAAAAUCAUAAUCACAAUUUUCACGAUUACCCAGUUCUUAUUCCGUCGCUUAUCCGUAAGAAGAAGCUGCUACGAAAAAUGUUAGACUAAGAGAUUAUUUGUGUUUUAUUAUACGUAUAGUAGAGAAGUUUUACAUAUCAGUAAUAAACUGUAACGUUAUUGUGUUGUACAUUCGAUGAAAUUUGCAAAGUUGUUAAAUGUUGAUUAGUGUUAUAAAUAUUAUUGGACGUUAUAUAAAAUUAAGUUAUGUAUAAAGCUAAAUGUAAUUUGUCACUGAUGUACUGGUCUGGUUCUUGAUGCUUUGGAAGUACUAUCACAAAUAGAAUUGAUUCAAUGUACUUUUAAAGAUAUGAUUUUAUUGCCUUUUUGGGCCAUGUUUCUUCUCCAGAAAGUAAAAAGGGUAAGCAUGCAAUCGUAAGGAAUUUUACUCAAACUGGAGUUAAAAAAGUAGUUUCUGAAAUUGCAAUUUGGAACUGGGAGGAUGAUGUUAGAAAUGUGGAAUCUUCGCCCACCGAUCUUGAAAAUAAAGGUCAGUAUCAUUUCAGGUCUAGGCGUCUCAGCUUCAACAAACAGACCAUAAAGAAGGCCUAGCUAGAAAAUAUCCAUACCCACUGUAGAGGUCUAACAUGACGUUUUAAUGACGUCAACAGCUAUUAAUAAUGGCCUACGUAUACCACAAGAAAUGACGUUGGAAUGACAUUACGCUAGAAAGAAAUCUAUAAUAGCAGUUCGUUUUGUUAUUACGAUACAGAAAGGAAGUGAAUUUUUUACCCCGUCCUUUGGCAUCAGCAAGCCUAUGUUUCAGAACAAUAACAGCCAUAAGAUUACUUUUAUAUUGAAUUGAAAUACUUUUUAUAAUGAAUUUAUAUUUUCUCCAUUUAUUGUACAUACAGGGUGCCCCAGAAUAUGCGGGCGUGUCGGGUUGAUACAGAAUUAAAAAGAUAUAAGAUGUUCUUAUAAAAAGCGAAGACAGUAAAUCUGCAACACUAAAUAUCUUUUUUUCCUGAACUACCCCGUACGAUUAGACGAUUUUUACUUCCCACGCCACUCGUGAGAGAGUAUUGUAAUUGUGAAAAAUUGCAUGGCUUGAUUCUAGAAACUAAGUGCAUGGGCCUAUUUAACUGACUUUCUCUGUUAUUCACGUUUCUACGAAGGGCUAACUUUACACCGAACAUAAUAUUUUAUGACUGACGGCAGCAUUGCUUGGGAAGUGCAGAGUCAACCUACUUGACGGCUUUUUUACGUACCAAACAAAUUUUGGGCAUCAUAUGGUGGUGCUCAUAGACAAAAAUCAAAUCUCCAGCGAGGGACCAGCGCUAAGAACUUACACUCUGUAUAUUGAUGAUUAAAAUAUAAGAAUUUAGGAAGCCUGACCAUUUAGGUGAAGAAAUUUACUUAGACGCCAACGAAAAUUGAUUUUCUCACAGCGCGACGCAGCGCAUCAUUAAAAUACACCUUCCAGUGACGUCCUCAAGGGCCUGUACCUCCGAAGAGGUAUUUUUAUACAAGUUAUCGCCUCCAGUUCUACACAUAAGCAUAAACCUAAAACAAAUCCUGCGUCUGGAUACAAUUCUUGAGCAACUGUGACAUUCAUGGAAAAGAAACAUGGUUGUAACGAAUUUCUAGAUACUAAAAUAUAGGAUAGCUGUCACGUGCAUUGUUCGAUAUACUCGUACAUCAAUUGCAAUAAGCAUCAUCAGAAAAUGGGUUGCCUCGGCAAUAUGGAAAAUGCGUAAAUAGACAUCUUAAAAUGAAUCAUUAGCAAGCAUCUCUUAAGUUUCAAUCCUCCACUGAGUGAGUUUGAAUGUUUAUUUUCAAAUAUUAUAUUUAUCAUUCAUAAUUUAUGCAUGGUAUAUAGUGAAAGUCAAGUUCCUUAGAAGGGCAUUGUAUCUAUGUAACAUCUCAUACAGAAUGGACCCUUAAAAAACAUAACUUCGUUAAUACCACACACACUGCUUGUUUUACUCUUUUUAUAUCUGCUUGUGUUGAGUGUUUUGUUCUUUCUGAACUAAAUACUGAAUAUUUUUUGUCUUGUGACAAGUUUUUCAAUACUCGACCGUGAAAUAUUGAAUGAAACUAGUUCGUGUAUAUCGAACAGUAAAUUGUGAGGGAGCUCUCUUAGGAAGUUACCGACAGGAAAUAUAAAAUCAGUGAAUUACUGGUGUGAUAGUGUAUGGUGCACCUUAUAAGCAUUAUAUAAGUAAAUAUAUAUUCAGAGGUCCAAAUUGUUAAACUAUUAGAGUUUUCUGCGAUUUCACAGGUUUUAUAAGCAUUAUAUAAUUUAAUAUAUACCCCAUAAUAUACAAAACAUGUAUCUGCAUAGUUAUUAGCCAGUUUUAAUUCCUUAGCCUUACAUAUUUUCAAAAUGCAUUUUCAUGUUACCCUACUCAUGUUACCAAC
Acanthoscelides obtectus is the source of this 8457-nucleotide messenger RNA. The record is from the annotation of a GenBank genome assembly. NCBI's taxonomy places the organism in Eukaryota, Metazoa, Arthropoda, Insecta, Coleoptera, Chrysomelidae.